UGAUCUCAAAGGCAGACAGCGAUGUGAAAGUAAAUACCUAACAACUCCGCACCCUGGCCCACGUGCUCCACAUUCACACAGAAACGAUGCAAAUCCCCUGCCUCCUUCCCUCCUCCCUAAUCUCUCUUUCAGCAUUUCUAUCCCUACUGCCCUCCCCUAUCCAAAUUUUCCAGCCAGCAGCUAGAGCUGACUUCCGCAAUCCUGAUGGAAUAAAUCCAGAGCCCCUAGUCAUCCGUCCACAUUAUCCACAUUUCCCUGCCGUGACGAGCCCAGAGAACAGAUCCCCAUCAGCAGGAUGUGGGGGCUCAAGGUUGUACUACUGCUGCCUGUGAUGAGCUCUGCUCUAUACCCUGAGGAGAUACUGGAUACCCAGUGGGAGCUAUGGAAGAAGACCUACAGGAAGCAGUAUAACAGCAAGGUGGAUGAAAUCUCUCGGCGUUUAAUUUGGGAAAAAAACCUGAAGCAUAUUUCCAUCCAUAAUCUUGAGGCCUCUCUUGGGGUUCAUACGUAUGAACUGGCCAUGAACCACUUGGGCGAUAUGACCAGUGAAGAAGUGGUUCAGAAGAUGACUGGACUCAAAGUACCCCCCUCUUAUUCCCGCAGUAAUGACACCCUUUAUAUCCCAGACUGGGAAGGCAGAACCCCAGACUCUAUUGAUUAUCGGAAGAAAGGAUAUGUUACUCCUGUCAAAAACCAGGGUCAGUGUGGUUCCUGUUGGGCUUUUAGCUCUGUGGGGGCCCUGGAGGGCCAACUCAGGAAGAAAACUGGCAAACUCUUAAAUCUGAGUCCCCAGAACCUGGUGGAUUGUGUGUCUGAGAAUGAUGGCUGUGGAGGGGGCUACAUGACCAAUGCCUUCCAGUAUGUGCAGAAGAACCGUGGCAUUGACUCAGAAGAUGCCUACCCAUACGUGGGACAGGAUGAAAAUUGUAUGUACAACCCAACAGGCAAGGCAGCUAAGUGCAGAGGGUACAGAGAGAUCCCUGAGGGAAAUGAAAAAGCCCUGAAGAGGGCAGUGGCCCGAGUGGGACCUGUCUCUGUGGCCAUUGAUGCAAGCCUGACCUCCUUCCAGUUUUACAGCAAAGGUGUGUAUUACGAUGAAAACUGCAAUAGCGAUAAUCUCAACCACGCAGUCUUGGCAGUGGGAUAUGGGAUCCAGAAGGGAAAAAAGCACUGGAUAAUUAAAAACAGCUGGGGAGAAAACUGGGGCAACAAAGGCUAUAUCCUCAUGGCUCGGAAUAAGAACAACGCUUGUGGCAUUGCCAACCUGGCCAGCUUCCCCAAGAUGUGACUUCAGCCAGGCGACCUCAUCCUGCUCUUCCAUCCCUUCCAUGAUGGUGCAACUUACUGAUGUACUUCAGAAGGGAACUGGUGUGUCUUUCCUGAAGCAGAUGUAGUGAUACAGAGCUGGUCCAUCGGUUUCCCUACUUGUUAGUACUUCAAGUGACACUCCUACUACUUUUCUGCUCUCCACCCAAGGUCUUUAUUUUUUCAUUGUGGCCAGACCAGAGCUUUCCCUAACAGGUAUACAUUCUUAGGCUAGGAGAUGUGACCACAGUCUGCCCUGUGUUGUCCUGGGCUGGUGCUGUGUAAAUAGAAGCUAGAGAUCUUCAGAUAGGCUAGAUUCUCAUAUACAGGGACUAGAUAGCUUUAACCACUCUAGAGGACUAAGGUGACCUGACUUCUCAGUCUCCACAUUUAUUUCUCUAUCUUCAAGAUAGAAAUUGCCCCUCAAUUAAUAAGUCUAGUCAUAAAUCUUUGGUACAAGCUUACAUAUACAGAAAAUGUGUUUUCUUUUUCCUUCUUUGCAUUUUUAAAGUAAACUGUAUUUAUCUCUUGUCUAUAAUUUAAUAAAUAGCUCUUUAAUAAACA
Phacochoerus africanus (Common warthog) is the source of this 1869-nucleotide messenger RNA. RefSeq names its product cathepsin K (gene CTSK). Gene Ontology annotation, biological process: immune response. Gene Ontology annotation, cellular component: lysosome. The transcript is spliced from 8 exons. The record is from RefSeq and is a predicted model, not a curated record. Gene Ontology annotation, molecular function: cysteine-type endopeptidase activity. The coding region runs from base 296 to 1288 and encodes 330 amino acids. NCBI's taxonomy places the organism in Eukaryota, Metazoa, Chordata, Mammalia, Artiodactyla, Suidae.